Messenger RNA from Nothobranchius furzeri (turquoise killifish), 2998 nucleotides. It is a transcript of the gene ncbp1, whose product is annotated as nuclear cap-binding protein subunit 1. Gene Ontology annotation, biological process: mRNA export from nucleus; regulation of mRNA processing; nuclear-transcribed mRNA catabolic process, nonsense-mediated decay. The record is from RefSeq and is a predicted model, not a curated record. Gene Ontology annotation, cellular component: nuclear cap binding complex; nucleus. NCBI's taxonomy places the organism in Eukaryota, Metazoa, Chordata, Actinopteri, Cyprinodontiformes, Nothobranchiidae. Gene Ontology annotation, molecular function: mRNA binding; protein binding; RNA cap binding.
AUAGGAGGACGGACUUUUCAUUUGACCUCGUGCUGCCCCGGAAGUUCUCCACUUGAAUCAUACCGCUGUUAUUUUUCUGCGGUGGUUGCUGCGUUGCACAGGCUAAAUUAACUAAGUAUCAGCUAGUUCGUCCGACUUGCUGCUUCGUUUCAUAUCGGUUUUUUCUUUUGGUUGUCUUGUGUGGAUUUUAAAGUGGCCUAAUAUGUCCCGGAGACGACACAGCGACGAGAAUGACGGAGGUCAAGCUCACAAGAGGAGGAGAACUUCUGAACCUAUUGAGAUUGAAGAUCGUCUGGAAUCCCUGAUAUGUCGUGUUGGGGAGAAAAGUACAUCAUCCCUCGAGAGCAACUUGGAGGGCCUUGCGGGCGUCUUAGAGGCAGAUCUUCCAAACUACAAAAACAAAAUUCUGCGUAUUUUAUGUUCUGUCGCCCGCCUGCUACCUGAGAAGCUUACCGUCUACACAACCUUGGUCGGCCUUCUCAACGCCAGGAACUACAACUUUGGAGGCGAGUUUGUGGAGGCCAUGAUCAGACAGCUGAAGGAGACCCUGAAAAACAACUUGUACAAUGAAGCUGUUUACCUGGUGCGUUUUCUGUCUGACUUGGUCAACUGUCACGUGAUUGCUGCUCCUUCUAUGGUGGCCAUGUUUGAAAACUUUGUGAGUGUUACUCAGGAGGAGGAUGUCCCACAGGUUCGGUCUGACUGGUUUGUGUACGUUGUUCUGUCCUGUCUGCCCUGGGUUGGUAAGGAGCUUUAUGAGAAGAAGGACGUUGAGAUGGACCGACUACUCAGCCAGAUCGAAGGCUACCUCAAGAGAAGAGUCAAGACUCAUGUUCCCAUGCUGCAGGUUUGGACUGCAGAGAAACCCCACCCACAAGAAGAGUACUUGGACUGCCUUUGGGCUCAGGUCCAGAAGCUGAAGAAGGACCGCUGGCAGGAGCGCCACAUCCUUCGUCCGUACAUCGCCUUUGACAGUGUCCUCUGUGAGGCCCUGCAGCACAACCUCCCCCCCUUCACUCCACCAGGCCACAUGCCUGACGCCCAGUACCCGAUGCCCCGCGUCAUCUUCAGGAUGUUUGACUACACUGAUGCCCCAGAGGGGCCCGUCAUGCCCGGCAGCCAUUCUGUGGAGAGGUAUGUCAUAGAAGAAAACCUGCAGUGUAUUAUCAAAACCCACUGGAAGGAGAGGAAAACAUGCGCUGCCCAGUUACUCAGUUAUCCAGGAAAAAACAAGAUCCCUCUCAACUAUCACAUUGUGGAGGUGAUUUUUGGAGAGCUUUUCCAGCUGCCUUUGCCUCCUCACAUAGACGUCAUGUACACCACGCUGCUGAUCGAACUCUGCAAACUUCAGCCGGGGUCGCUGCCCCAAGUCUUGGCUCAGGCCACAGAGAUGCUCUACAUGAGACUGGACACCAUGAACACCACCUGUAUAGACAGAUUUAUCAACUGGUUUUCUCAUCAUUUGAGCAACUUCCAGUUUCGAUGGAGCUGGGAUGACUGGUCCGACUGCUUGACCCAGGAUCUGGAGAUGCCUAAGCCCAAGUUUGUCAAAGAGGUUCUGGAGAAGAGCAUGAGACUUUCCUACCACCAGAGGAUAGUGGACAUCGUCCCUGCAACUUUCUCAGCUCUCAUUCCCGCUGAACCCCUUUUUUCUUAUAAGUACGAGGAUGAGAGUUCUGCUUCGUUACCAGGUUACCCCGUCUCCAUCACCGUUGGAAAUGCCAUCAAGAACCGAGCGUCCAAUGAGGAAAUCCUCGCCAUUCUCAAGGAAGUCCCCAACCCAAAUCAGGAAGACGACGACGAUGAGGGGGAGAGCUUCAACCCUCUGAAGAUCGAUGUGUUCCUGCAGACCCUUCUCCACCUGGCAGCUAAGUCCUUCAGCCACUCCUUCAGCGCCCUCGGCAAGUUCCAUGAGAUUCUUAAAACUCUGACCGACAGUGACGACGGGAAGCUUCACAUCCUUAAAGUGGUGUAUGAAGUUUGGAGGAACCACCCACAGAUGAUCGCCGUGUUGGUGGAUAAAAUGAUCCGGACCCAGAUCGUGGACUGUGCUGCCGUCGCUAACUGGCUCUUCUCUCAGGACAUGGCCCAUGAGUUCACCAGACUUUUCAUCUGGGAGAUUCUGCACUCAACAAUUCGAAAGAUGAACAAACACGUACAGAAGAUCCAGAAGGAGCUUGAGGAGGCUAAAGACAAAUUAGAGAAGCAGCAACACAAGAGGAGGGACAGUGGUGAUGACGAGGACAUGGAGAAGAACAGCGAGGACGAGGAGGGUCAGCUGGAGGAGCAAAUUGAGAGGCUGCAGGAGAAGGUGGAGUCGGCUCAAAGCGAACAGAAAAACCUCUUCCUCGUCAUCUUCCAGCGUUUCAUCAUGUUGUUGACUGAACAUCUGGUUCGCUGUGAGACGGGCAGUGUGGACAUCACCACACCAUGGUACAAAAACUGCAUUGAGCGGCUGCAGCAGGUCUUCCUCAUGCACCACGGCACCAUCCAGCAGUAUAUGGGGACUCUGGAGAACCUGCUGUUCACCGCUGAGCUGGACCACCACAUCCUGGCCGUCUACCAGCAGUUCUGCGCCCUGCAGCUCUGAAAAAAACCAUCAAUCUGAUGAAAUCCUCAUGUUCACGCAGAUUAUGUGGUAAACGUUAGAAACGGCCAGCUCUUGCAUCAAGAAUCUCCUCAUCACAGCUUAAGUUUUUUAUUAUCUAACUGUCUUGUGUUCGGUGCCAAUGAUGUUCGCCACGACUGGAGACGUAUUUCAGAAUAAGAACUCAAACAAGAAUCCUUUUAGUAACUGUAAUGGUCCCUCUUAUUUUAUUUUGUUGUGAUGCUUUUGACUUUAGUUGACUUUUCCCUCCUGCUCAUGUUCUUCUGAAUGGAUAUUUUUCAAACUGUGUCCAGACGGAGCUGGAGAAAUGUUCAUAGGAAAGCAGCGCUCUACUUUUUCUAUUUGUUUUAUGUGGAAUGGGGAAGAAAUUAAAACCCUAAGGAGUCUUUA